CCUAAAUAAAAGUUUUGUUUCCUUUUCGAAUCAUCCCUAAUUAACAAUUCACUUUUCUUAUUUGGUGAACAAAAUGAUGCAAAAUAGUGUCAAACAAUAAUGUCUAAACAUUACAAACAAGAUUACAUUCCUAAAACGUGUGUAAAAAGAAGGGACCUUCUGUAGUUCUUUAUGGACUAGGACGGAGGGAGUAAAAUGCAAGGACAAAGGAGUAUCAUUUGUAAUCAGUCUGUCAUCUUAUCCUUUUAAAUCCAGAGGAAGAAACAGUUCGAUACUUCGAUUCUAGAUUGCAGAGGAAGAAACAUGGAGAAAAUACAGCACAGCCAGAUACAUGUAAACGGAAUCAAUAUGCACGUUGCUGAAGUAGGCCAGGGGCCGGCUAUCCUAUUUCUCCACGGCUUCCCGGAGCUGUGGUACACGUGGCGCCACCAGAUGCUCGCCCUCUCCGCCAAGGGCUACCGCGCCAUAGCUCCCGACCUUCGCGGCUAUGGAGACACUGACGCGCCGUCUUCUGCUUCCAGCUACACCUUUCUCCACAUCAUCGGCGACCUAGUCGCUCUGCUUGAUUCGUUAAGUCUCGAGAAGGUCUUCCUUGUCGGUCAUGACUGGGGUGCCUAUAUGGCCUGGAAUUUCUGCUUGCUUCGUCCGGAUAGAAUCAAGGCACUAGUCAAUUUGAGCGUUGCUUUCAGUCCGAGGAACCCUACACGGAAACCGGUUGGAUCUAUGCGCUCGCUGUUUGGUGAGGAUUACUAUAUCUGCAGAUUUCAGGAACCUGGAGAAGCAGAAGAAGAAUUUGAUCGUGCUGGUGCUGAUAGAAUAAUUAACAAAUUCUUAACAUAUCGUAAUCCAGGUCUGCUUCGAGUCCCUAAAAGUAAAGGGUUUGGGGGCUCAGCUGAUCAACCAAUAAACAAGCCUUCCUGGAUGUCUGAAGAAGAUGUGAACUAUUACGUGAGCAAGUUCCGCCAAACAGGUUUCACUGGUGGAUUGAACUACUACAGAGCUAUUGAUAUAAAUUGGGAGCUGAUGGCACCAUGGACUGGUGUGCAGAUAAAGGUUCCAGUUAAAUUUUUGGUCGGAGAUCUUGACCUGACCUAUAACACUCCUGGUGUGAAGGACUACAUAAACAAUGGUGGGUUCAAAAGAGACGUUCCAUUUCUGCAGGAGGUGGUUAUAAUGGAAGGGGUGGGACACUUCUGCAAUGAGGAAAAACCAGAAGAUAUUAAUCUGCACAUAUAUGAGUUCAUACAAAAGUUUGCCUAGCUAAAUGCUUUUGCAAAUGACAUCUCUCUUCUUUGGCGUUUCCCAUUAUUGAAUAAGGACUACUCUUACACGAGCUGUGUCACAUGCCAAAUAAGUAUUACUCCCUCCAUCUCAAAUCUCAAAUUGAUAGUCCUAUACUCUUUGCGUAGAAAUUAGGAAUGUGGGAUAAGGUUACCCAACUACUGUUUAUAUAAUGUUACAUCUUUUAAAAAUUCUAAUGUAAGGUUAAAAUCGACAUUUUAAAUAUGGACUUAACCCAAAAUGGAAAUAGGAAUAUCAAUUUGGGAGACUUAAAAGGGAAAUGACCUUGAGAUGGAGUUUGAUAAUUUUCCUUGUAUUGUAUUGUUAUAUUGAAAUAGAAUAAAAUGCAUGUAUGAUAAGGUAAAGUAAAAAAAACAUUUAUAUCUGUUCCUAUGAGAAAUACGAACUUAAGAUCA
This is a messenger RNA of Cuscuta epithymum, 1697 nucleotides long. Lineage: Eukaryota; Viridiplantae; Streptophyta; Magnoliopsida; Solanales; Convolvulaceae. The record is from the annotation of a GenBank genome assembly.